Molecule: messenger RNA, 1643 nt
Organism: Hyla sarda
Lineage: Eukaryota; Metazoa; Chordata; Amphibia; Anura; Hylidae
Gene: ULK3
Product: unc-51 like kinase 3
Exons: 16
Coding region: 154-1560 (468 amino acids)
Biological process (GO): peptidyl-serine phosphorylation; autophagosome organization; autophagy
Cellular component (GO): autophagosome; cytoplasm
Molecular function (GO): ATP binding; protein serine/threonine kinase activity
Source: RefSeq, a predicted model, not a curated record
CUGUUCCUUUAACAGCAAUAAGGAAGUGCAAUGUAGAAUGACAGCUCCACAACAACACCAUGGUGCCCGGUAUAUACCAGGCGGCCGGGAGCGCUGAGGGUGGCACAUAGACCGUGGUGUACGGACAUAGACGCGGAGGGUACAUGGCACACCAUGGCUAGCUGGGCCCCCCCUCGGCUUAAUGACUUCAUUCUGACUGAUAAACUGGGCAGCGGCACCUAUGCCACCGUGUAUAAGGCCUACAGGAAGCACAACACACGUGAAGUAGUGGCCAUUAAAUGCGUCAGCAAGAAAAGCCUCAAUAAGGCUUCUGUGGAGAACCUACUGACAGAAAUUGAGAUCCUGAAAACCGUCCAUCAUCCACAUAUUCUUGAGCUGAAGGACUUCCAGUGGGACCGGGAUUAUAUAUUUCUCAUCACAGAGUACUGUGCUGGUGGAGACCUAUCUCGAUUUAUCCGGACCCGUCGUAUUCUUCCAGAGAAGAAUACACAAAUUUUCCUUCAACAGCUAGCAAGUGCUCUGAAGUUUCUGUACGAGAGAAAUAUUUCACACUUGGAUCUGAAGCCUCAGAAUAUUCUACUUAGUAGCUUUGAUAAGCCCUACCUAAAGCUUGCUGAUUUUGGUUUUGCCCAGCACAUGAUAUGCCAGGAUGCACCUCAGGCACUACGUGGAUCUCCUCUCUAUAUGGCUCCUGAGAUAGUAUGCAGUAAACACUAUGAUGCUCGAGUAGACCUCUGGUCUGUUGGGGUUAUUUUGUAUGAGGCUUUAUUUGGGCGAGCACCUUUUGCAUCUAGGUCAUUCUCAGAACUGGAAGAAAAGAUAAGAAGCAACCAAAGUAUAGAGCUCCCAACAAGACCACGGGUUUCCCCAGAAUGUCGUGAUCUUCUUCAGCGACUGUUAGUAAGAGACCCGGAUCAACGUAUUUCUUUCCCAGAUUUCUUUAACCAUCCAUUUGUGGACUUGGAGCACAUGCCAUGUGCGGAGUCUUUACAGAAAGCUGCGGCCUUUGUAGUGGAGGCAAUAGAGAAAGAUGGAGCUGGGGAGCAUUCAGCCGCCCUCACAUUGUACUGCCGAGCUCUGGAAUACUUCAUCCCUGCCCUGCACUAUGAAACAGAUGUUCGCCGUAAAGAAGCCAUCCGUUCUAAGGUUUGUCAGUAUGUGUCCAGAGCUGAGGAAUUAAAGGUCCUGGUGUCAUCUAAAAAUAAGAGCCUGCUACUACAGGGUAUACCAUCACGGGAGCUUUUGAAAGAGAUGUCCCUGGACAAGCCACGUCUGUUUGCUGCCUUGGAGGUGGCCUCAGCUGCGGUAGUGAAGGAUGAAGAAGGCCAGGCUGCAGAUGCUCUGGAUCUGUACCAGCAGAGUCUGGGGGAAUUGAUACUAAUGCUGUCGGCUGAACCUGCUGGAAGAAGACGGGAGCUACUACAUGCUGAAAUUCAGGCACUAAUGAAGCGAGCCGAGUUUCUGAAAGAGCAGAUGAAAACGUCUAGUUGGAAGUCUGAAUCUCUCGGACAGGAAGAGAUGCUAUCAGACUCUGUACGAAGCUCAUGCUCUCUGCAGUAGCCACAUUGAGGGACUCUAACUUGGAAGGAAUUCUCUUAUAUGGUCUUAGUGAUAUUAUGUAUAAAUUAAAUUAUUUUCCAAUC